AUCUAUGAAUUACUUUGUAAAUCAUUUCCAUUUGCAUUAUGUAAAAAAAAUUAUCAGUUAAUACUAGCUACUGUUGUGCACUGCAAAAGGCAUUGCAUAAAAAUAAUAGUAUCCACACAGAAACACGUGUACACUUUUUACUUAGUGGUCCUGAACUACUUGGGAACUUUACGGAAUGUCAUUGAAGGCAGCACACGACAGUACGUGAGUAGGUGGAGCUUUCGUUUAAAGGGAUGUCCACAGUACAGUACAGUUGGCUGCAUUUUUGGACAUUUUGGCUGUCAGACGUGUAAAGACAAUCAAAGGAACAAACCGCACGUCUCCGUGAAGGUUCCACCAUCCGGAAUAGCGACGUAUGUUUUUAUUUUUGUGCUGCCACUCUCUUUUUGCUUUCAGUUAAUGCAGGAAAACGGGAGAGUCCACCUCACGAAACCAGCCUGAGUGGUUUUAGCGCGUAGCUGUCACCAGGAUGGCUGUUUCUCCCGGAUAGAAAACAGUCAGAACUUUGACUUCUGACAUUGGACACUCCGGGCAUUUCUCCACCAGCAGGCCUCCUAGGACUCCUCUUCCCCUCGCGACCCAGACAGGUGUUGAAGUAGACGGAGGGUCCUUAACGCCUCACUGACGGUCAUGUUUCGGAUAAACAACAACGACGAGUGCGACUGUGUGAUGAACGUCAGUGCUGCAGAGCGCUGUGCAUUUGUCAAGAACACAUCGGACUGUAACAUGGAAGAUGGCUUCAUCAACUAUCUACAAGUGGUCUUCUGUCUGCUUCCACCUGACCUCACCCCCCUCACCGUCACUUUCUGUGUUAUAUGGUUGCUCUUUUUGUUCGUCAUCCUUGGCCUCACUGCAUCCAAGUUUUUCUGUCCCAACCUGUCAGCCAUCUCCACCAGUUUACACCUCACUCACAACGUCGCUGGCGUGACCUUUCUGGCUCUUGGUAAUGGGGCUCCAGACAUCUUCAGUGCCAUAGCAGCCUUCUCCCGCCCUCAUACGGCUGGCCUGGCUGUUGGAGCGUUAUUUGGAGCGGGAAUAUUUGUCACCACCGUUGUCGCUGGCAGCGUGGCGCUCGUCAAACCUUUCGCUGUGGCCUCCCGUCCUUUUUUGCGUGACGUCAUCUUCUACAUGUCGGCAGUGUUCUGGACUUAUCUCAUCCUGUACAGAGGAACCAUAACACUAGGAGAAACAUUAGGAUACCUGGGCCUCUAUGUGGUGUACGUAAUGACUGUAAUCAUCAGUGCAUACAUCUACAGCCGACAAAAACGUUUGAUCAAUGCAAGGAUGGACGGAGCUUCACAAAUUCAAGAGUCGUAUGAGUCGUCUGACUCGUAUGAAAACGAGGUUCCCUGCUUGCUACCUGCGACGCAACAACCGGAAUAUGAGUCGGAGUACAGGCCACUUCUGCAUUACACCGAGUCCACCAAACAGAUCCUACUGAGCUCUCUCAAUCCAGUGGAUACUAGGAAGUGGAGGAGGAAAUCAUGGAAGUGGAGGGUUGUUAAAGUAUUGAAGACACCUGUGGAGGUCAUCCUGCUGCUGUGCAUUCCUGUUGUUGAUCUUGAUAAAGAAGACAAGAACUGGAGACGACCACUCAACUGUCUUCAUUUGAUCACUGCCCCGCUCGUGUGUGUGCUUGCCUUCCAGUCUGGACUAUUUGGCGAUUAUUUGAUUGAAGGACAGUUUCCUGUGUGGGUGCUGACUCUUCUCCUGGGACUCUUCCUGUCUGCUAUUGUCUUCUGCAGCACCACAAAUGAGUGUCCCCCAAAAUAUCACCCACUCUUUGCUAUUUUGGGCUUUUUGGUGAGUGCGGUGUUGAUCAGUGCAACAGCAUCAGAAGUGGUCAGCCUUCUGCACAUGCUGGGUGUGGUGCUGAGCCUUAGUAACACUGUGCUGGGCUUGACUCUUCUGGCCUGGGGCAACAGCAUAGGAGACUGUUUUUCAGACAUCACUAUCGCAAGACAAGGAUACCCAAGGAUGGCCAUCUCAGCCUGCUUUGGAGGCAUCAUUUUCAACAUGCUAUUUGGAGUGGGCUUAGGCUGUCUGGUGCAGAUGAUGAAAACACACUCUGAAGUGCAGCUGGAACCAGAAGGACUUCUGACGUGGGUUCUGGCAGGAUCUCUUGGUGUGUCUUUGGUUCUGUCUUUUGUCAUCGUUCCACUCAGCCGUUUCCACUUGGGUCGACCCUAUGGCAUUUUCCUCCUCAUUUUCUACGUCACCUUCCUCGUGGUUGCCCUGCUCACUGAGUUUGACUCCAUCUAAGCCGUGCAGGCUCACACGAGGGAUGCGUGGCGACACCCCGGAUCCACCUCAACAACUGACUUUGAAGCACUUUUUUUUUUUUUUUUUACUGCUGACAAGCUUGCUGGGUUUUUAUUCACGGAGCCAAGCGGUUUUUGCUCAGGAAAACUACUUACUGUGCCAUCAAUCUGCUGCAUAGUUUUUAAAGAUGACAAUUUUAAAUAGGGACAAUAUGAUACAUUUUAUAUAAACUAAAUGUAAUGUAUGUGACAAUCAAGCUGCUUUGUGGGUAAUUAAACACCUUUCACAUACUGUUACACUAUUUUUUUUAAUUAAACAUAAACAUAAAUACGUUACCAGUCAAAAAGGCCUGUUUAAAGAGUUUAUUAAAAUCCCGUUAGGAAAUCAAGUACAGCACAGAAGCAGUAAUACAAAAGUAGACUUAUUUGGGAUUGGAGCUGAAAAGGAGUGUUCAUACUUGGUUGUGAUUUUAUUGUUAAGAACCAUGUAACUCGGGAGUCAAGAUUAAAUACAACAUUAACGAAUACUCACUAAAGUUAAGGCGCCGUGUUACACAGACAUUGACCGUACAAAGAUGGAUAAAUUCAUCAUUUUCAUUUA
This is a messenger RNA of Doryrhamphus excisus (bluestripe pipefish), 2862 nucleotides long. It is a transcript of the gene slc8b1, whose product is annotated as solute carrier family 8 member B1. Gene Ontology annotation, cellular component: membrane. Gene Ontology annotation, biological process: intracellular calcium ion homeostasis; calcium export from the mitochondrion. Gene Ontology annotation, molecular function: calcium:sodium antiporter activity. The record is from RefSeq and is a predicted model, not a curated record. Lineage: Eukaryota; Metazoa; Chordata; Actinopteri; Syngnathiformes; Syngnathidae.